AUGAGGCUCAACAUCUUCUUCUAUCUGGUUGCAAUCCUGAGCACACAAGUAGCUGCCGAUGAAGCGCUUUCAGAUGAUGAUGACCUACGGCCUUCCAUCUGGUGUUCGGCAGCGUUUCUCUACCCCAGCCAAGACCGUCCGGGCAUCAAAGACGCCCUAAAGAACGUGUUUCACGGAUUCUGCGGGUUGAAAGGCUACGAAGUCUCUACCGACAUUGAGCUCGAUCAGUGUUUGAAUAACGUGGAUGGACAGGUGCGGUGGAAGGAGAAGAGGCGCAGCUGGUGGAAAUACCUCUACCCCAGCCCACCCAAGAUGGCUUCUAACCCCCCCUACCUUUCAUCCAUCUUCUCAACUUCCGCACCCCCCGAGCAUCCGCAAUCAUUCCAACAAUCACAACCUCCUCCUCAACACCCUGCCAUUUCACACCAGCAACAACUCCAACUGCAACAACAGCAACACCAACACCAACAUCAACAUCAACAGCAACAAGUUGCUUCGCCUCAGCAAACCCAACCGAAGCAGAAGCAACCACGUAAGCCUCGUCAGCCAAGGAAACAAGCUCAACAGCAACAACAGCAACAGCAGGUCCAGCAACAACACCAACAACACCAACAACACCAGCAACACCAACAACACCAACAACACCAACAACACCAACAACAACAGGCAGCCCCUCAACAGCAGCAGCAACAAUUGGUAGGAAUUGACGCUCAACGUUUUGCUCAACUCCAAGCCGAGGUUGGUCAACUUCACCAGCUAGUUCAAGGUAUCAUUCAUCGCCUCGAUGCCUACGGUGUCCCAUCCCUGCCAGGCGGACAUCAUGCACCCCUUCUUCUUCCACAACAGCACGCCGUCCCGGUCUCUGCUGGCGGGACUUCCACCCUAGGAGGGGCCGCCACUGCAAACUCAGCAGCAGCAGCGGCAGCCAACAGCAACACAAUCAACUUUAAUUCUCUUCUACAAGCCAGUACAUCCCACGAUGUUGGUGGCGGUGGUGGUGGUGGUGAAAGUAGCGCUGCUACCGGCGUCGGCGGCGUAAGUGGUCUCGUCAACGGCGAUCAUGGUCACCAUCAUGAUGACGGCUCCGGCGGCGGCGGCGGUAACGUGGUCACCCACCACCAAGACGACGGCGGCAUGGGUGAUGAUAACAACAACGUAGACGACGAUGACGACGAAGAAUCCCGCCAACUCCAGCUCCUGUCCGCAAACCUAGUAGGCGACCAAUCCCUCGGCGGUCCCUCGGUCUCCUGGGGGGACGCUGGCGGCGCCUCUUCUGGAUCAGGAGCAGGAGCAGCAGGAUUCGACAUGGCCUACCCUCCUCAGGGGCACAUCUUCCACAUCCAACUCUCGACGUCCGCAGGCGGCAAGAACUACGUCGGUGGCGGUCCCAACGGCGCCUCGGUCGUCGUCAACAACUGGACGCGCCAGCACGGUUAUCGCGUCAUCACGCGCCGGUCCAAGAUCAAAAACGACCGGUACCACCUGACCAUGUCAUGCGCGCUGAGCGGAAACAAGUACCGACCGGUGCCCGGCCCCACACAGGAGCAGAUUGAGGAGGCGAGAAGGAACGGGCAGAGGAAGCCGUAUCAGCGCAGGAUCGGGACGGAUAAGUGUAACUGCCCGUUUAGGUUCGUGCUGCGCGAGACGGCCAAGCAUAGCUCGACGUUUGAGGUCCGCUGGACGAUGGUGGGACCCGAUCAGCAGCCUGCGAUGCAUAAUCAUGGACCGGAUCCGAAGGCGUUGGCGGGCGAUGAGUAG
Messenger RNA from Sordaria macrospora k-hell, 1758 nucleotides. RefSeq lists its product as uncharacterized. Gene Ontology annotation, cellular component: nucleus; chromosome, centromeric region; chromatin. Gene Ontology annotation, biological process: CENP-A containing chromatin assembly; chromosome segregation. Lineage: Eukaryota; Fungi; Ascomycota; Sordariomycetes; Sordariales; Sordariaceae. The record is from RefSeq and is a predicted model, not a curated record.